Daktulosphaira vitifoliae (grape phylloxera) is the source of this 5353-nucleotide messenger RNA. RefSeq names its product neurogenic protein mastermind-like. Bases 464 to 3385 code for a protein of 973 amino acids. Lineage: Eukaryota; Metazoa; Arthropoda; Insecta; Hemiptera; Phylloxeridae. Gene Ontology annotation, biological process: Notch signaling pathway; positive regulation of transcription by RNA polymerase II. The transcript has 8 exons. Gene Ontology annotation, cellular component: nuclear speck. The record is from RefSeq and is a predicted model, not a curated record. Gene Ontology annotation, molecular function: transcription coactivator activity.
UUCGUUCUUGUAUGACCGUGCGCUCUUUCGUCUUCGCGGUACGCAUAUAUUCUCUUAACUUGGUUAUUUUUAUAUUGCUUUAUUUCGUUGUAAUUAUAGUUUGUAAUUCGUUGGUCAACUGUGUACGUAGUUGAACAUUUUAUAAUUGAACAUGAUCUAUCGCUGUCGUAAUCGAUGGCAUAACCGGCCUAUGGUAGUUUGAUUUGUAAUUAUUGUCUUAGCUAACUGUCUCAAUCCAAUUUUUGAUAUAGUGUACAUUUUAAUUCAUCAUCUCCAAAGGAUCUUGAAAUUUAGAGGAAUUUUAAUCAUGAUAGUAACUUAAAUACACAUGUAAGUUGCUGAUUAAAUCUAUACCACUAAACUGGCGAGCUACCAUCUGAAUUGCGGUCCUGAAGGAUUGGACCAAGGUGCAUUAUUAGGGGGCGGCUGUGGUGUGUUGCAACAACAAUCCGCCGCCCCCGGUAUGGCUGAUGUCGUUGUUCAUAAACGACAAGCAGUGAUUGACCGUUUAAAACGACGAAUGGAAGGGUAUCGAAGGCAUAAUCAGGACUGUGUUCCACGGUACAACAAUGCAUUUGUUGAACAACAAAAUGUUCAGGAAACUUUAAUGCUUAAACAGAAAUAUAUGGAAACUAAAAGCAAGAGGAAUGUAAAAAAAAAUGAUAAAAAACCCCUAGAAAAUGGCAAUGCUAUGCUGAAAUUCGGCGUUAAAAGACCGUCCAGUGAAGACUUGGAUGGACCAGACAACGGGCAGUACGGUAAUCAUGACGGACUACCACCUCCGCCGAAAGGAGUUCCUCUGCAGAGCAAUAAUAACCAACAAUCGUCAUCGUCGUCAUCGCCGCACUCUAAUAAAAACAAUGACAACGCUAACAAUGCCAAAUUUAGCGUAAAAAUCGUACAAGAAUUGGAAUUCAGCACUAGCGAGCACCAACACAACGCUCAAAUAUCCACCAACCUCACGCUUACGUCUGUUAAUACUUCUAUACAAAGUGACGUGACUACCAAACAAUCGCCAACAGCCUCUGGCGCAGUACCGACUACACUUGGUCCAUCUGACACGAUGGAGUGUAAACAAGAACAACCUGACCUAAUGGAUUUCCCGGGAGACAGCGACCUCAACGACCUGUCUUUUAUUAACAAUGAUACUAAUGAACCUAUGUUAGCAGUGGAUACAGAUACGCUUACCGAAAUCAUUUCGGAUUUGAAUAGCGAAGGUAUUACGCCCGCCGAUUUCCACCAAGUGGAUUUGUGUGAUAAGCGACCAAUUAAGACAGAAUCGGAACAGAGGUGUACGCCACCGGUCAAAUCUCCGUUUGAUCAACAACAGCAGAGAGUUGGUGGCAAUGGUGGUGCCAAUAAUAAUUAUUCCAAUUGCGUAGCAGCCGAGACUCUUAAGCAGUUGGCAGAACAGCACAACAAUCAACAGAGACCUGAUAAAUGCGGUUACGAUUUUCCUUAUCAGUCUCCUGGAUCUGUGCCUGACUAUAUCCAUUCUCCGAGUACGCCAGCCGGCACUCCUAAUCCAAGUUACAAUAUGAUGUCACCGGUAAACUCGAUCUACCACCAAGAAAAGCAACAACAACAGCAGCAACAAGAAAAUAACAACUAUUACCCUGAACCGCCUAAACCUAGGAUGAAGCAGCAAGCAACUGCCGCAUCAGCGCGCCAAAAACAGACUCUUCCACAACAACAGCAGCCUCAGCCUCAACCUCAGCCAUCUCCACAAUCUCGGUACAAUCAGUUUAACGGACAUGGUAGUCCACAAUUUCCAGUUGGUGCACGUAGAAUAACGCCAUCACCUGGGGCAGCGACAGGCGUGCUCUCGCCUCAGCCAAAUGUAGCUAGUCCAGAUGUCAACACUUUUCAGAUGACUCAAUCUCAGCAAGUCCACGUUAGCCAACAAGGCCAACAGCAGUCAUUUGGUCAAGGUCCUCAAAUCCAAGACAGGCUAAUUGGACCAUCUGUAACUUCUUCUGCGUCUUCAAAUUGUGUUGGUAGUGGUCCUAUGCAGUAUUAUAAUUCCAAUUGUGGCGACAAUGGCCAACAGUCGUAUAUGCAUAUGAGUCAAUCACAAAGUAUAACAUUUUCGCAGCAGCGAGCUCGUUUGUUGACCGCAGGUGCCAGUCCUACAAAUAUUAUUAGACCACCAAAUAAUGUUCAACAAUCAAACAUAACUAAUGAACAUCACAUGUUACCCCAACAUAUGAAUAGGACACCACAAAUAAAUAUGAUGGGUAGUUCUGGUACAUGUAGACCACCACCACCUGAGUAUAAACUGAAUGUAACUCAAAAUAUGAGCAUGUGCCAAACUUCUCAAUUUCCUUCACAAGGAAGUUAUAUUCCACCUACUCGACAACCAAUGCCACCUCAAGGAGCUCAAACGAGACGACCAAUGCAACAGCAACCUAUUCCGCCAUCAGGGCCCAUGCUUCGUUCUCAAAUGGCUAAUACUGGUGGAGGAGGAAAUUCUGGUACAAUGGCUAGUAGUUAUGACCGAAUGUCAUCUGUACAAAGAAAUAUGAUGUAUCCAGGUAAUGCUAAUAUUCAGAGGCCACCUAAUGUAACACCUAGCUCAGAAGCUUUUAAUAGUGAUUGGCAACAACUAUUAGCUGCAAGACAGCAACAACAACAGCAGCAACAUCAACAACAACAAUUUAGACCUACAUUCUCUCAAACUUCAAUGGGCAAUAUGAACCAACCUAAUAAUUCUGGCCCAAUUAAUAUUGGUGGAGGAUUUGGAGGAAACAAUACCAACUUGAAUCCAUGUCAGACAAGUAGCUCUGGAAAUAUUCACCUUAUGGCUGGCCAAAUGCAACACAUGUCAUCUAGAUUAGGCAAUGGUCAACAAACUUUAACACAACAACAGCAUACGAAUAUUAAUAUACAAUCUCAAAAUAAUCAAAUGCCAGUCAAUAUGCAAAUGUCUCAAUCUAUGAACAUGAAAAUGAGUGGUGGUGUUUCUGGGCGAAUGGGUGGUAAUCCUGUACAAAUUAUGAAUCAACAACAGCAAAUCCUACAGCAACAACAGUCUCCAUCUCAACAACAUCAAUCUAUGAUGCGCGCUCAACAACAACAAUCUUAUACACAACAGCAAACAACAAUGAAUACAGGAAGUCCAUACCAACGUAAUAUGUCUGCAUCAAAUUAUCCUAAUAAUACUCACCAGCAAUUUCCUCAAACUAGUUCAGCAAUGCAACCAAUUGCUAAUCAAACAUCAAUGAUUAAUACUAACUCAGGUUUGCCUCCACGCAAUACAUUUAGCCCUAGUGACUUUAAUUUUGAUUUCCUCGAUCAGCCACUCGCUAAUGAUGGCAAGAAUAGCUAUAACAAUAAGCAACAAACGUUUGGUGAUUUUAAUUUUGAUUUUCUGGAUGCCCAUUAAAUUCUAAUGCACAUUGGUUGUUAUUUUCUUAAACAAUAUUAAUAAAUCCUGUGAUAUUAAGCUUAUCAAGUGGUUUAAUUUAUGCUACAGUCAUUUACACUAAAAAUAAAAAUAAAUUACAUUUAAAUAAACAUUUUUGUUAUACAUUAAAUGUUAUUUAAUUUAAACUUUUUAUAAUAUUAUGUGACCACACAAAAGGUAUUAUUUAAAGUUUAAGUAAUGUUUUACUGUGGUUUAUUGAAGGUGAAAAAACAAAUAAAUUUUAUAAGAAAACUGUUAAAAACUUUUAUAAUAUCUAUUUGAUUCUUAGAAAUGGUAAAUGUCAUACUAGACAUUUUUGUUCCUACUAUAGAUGUCAUACAAUCAUUGUACAAACUGUUGGCACUCCAAAAUAAAACACCAAUUGAUGUACAAAAAUUAAAAACCCUUAAUUUUCUGUUGUAUGUUAAUUUGUUAAAUAUUAUAAUUAUUAUAAAAAUUAGUGUGGUUUUUUGUUGUUGUUGUGUUAUUUAUUUUAUAAAUAAUUAAUGUUAGAAAAAAAUACUGUAUAUUAUUUUAAUAAAUUAUAUUGUUAUAUAUGAUAUUUUUCCAAGUGAAUAAUUUAGUAACAUUGAAAUGGCCAGAGGAGUUUUACAUGAGUUACCAUUGGUGGUCAACAAAAAUUAAACUAAUAUUGUAUAAUGGGGAGGGGAGGUAAUAAUCUCGUUUGAUCUCAACUAGUUACUCUUGCAAAUGUUUCCAAAGCGAGUGGCUCCCCUUUGAUUUAUUUUUAUCAAAACAUUUUUCAUUGUUAUAAUAUAAUUUUAAUUUGAUUGCCAUAAUUGUAAUAAUCCUCAUUAAAUUAAGUUAAUUUCAAAGACAUUUUUUUAGAAAUCCCUAGCACCCAAAUAUAUUUCUAAAUUACUUUUCAAUGUAAAUAUUAGAUUUUGAACAAAAUUAUAUAAAAAAAUAAUCAUUGCAUUAUUUAUUUAAUAUUAUUAAAAUUAUAUGUUUAAAUAAUCUUGUUUAUAAAUAAUCAUGAUUUUUGUCUGUAAUUAAAUUAUUAUUAUUAUUGUGUUAUCAAAAACUAAAGAAAAAAAAAUUAUUUAUGCAAUAUUCAUAAAUAUUAUAGGUUUAUAUUAUAAAAAUUGUGUAUUAUCCGUUUAUUUUUAGUGAUAGUUGCCGAUUGAUAUUCUAAAAUACCAAGACUGAAUGUUCCACCAGUGGCUAAUUCUUAUAAAUUUUUUCAGACUUUUAUUGUAUGUUGUAAAGUUAAUUAUAGUCUCCUUAGUGAUUUCUUUUUAUUCCUGCCACUGAAUUCAGCCAUUUAUAUUCUUCCAUUAACAUAAGACAACUAAUUAUGACCGUAAAUUUGAUUCUUAUAACUAAAUUAAAAAAUCAGUACCUAGUUUCUAAUUUUUAUACAGAUAAUGAAUGAAUUAUAGUUGUACAAAAUUAAGUUUAUUUGUGCUAUGUUUACAUAAAAAGCGUUUUUAUUUCUGUUUAAAUUUUAUAAACAAUUUUACUUUCUAUUAAUUAAUUUUUACAACAGUGAGAAUUUUUGUGAACACCAAAUGUUUUUCUUUUAUUGUAUUUACUAAUUUAUAUAUCUAUCAAUAAAAGUUAUUUAAUUUUUGAAAACGGUGAUUAUAUGAUAUUUAAUUUUUAUUUGUACUUUGACAAUCAUUUUUAUUCUUAUAAUUUUUCAAAAAUUCCCCUUUCACUCUUUCAAGAUUUUUUUGUGUGUGCUUCUAAUGAUUAUUUUACUUUACAGUGUGUAACUAAAUAUUACAUUUGUAAUCUCAAUAAAGUUAUUAAUACAUAUUAUACAUGUUAUGUAUUAUUGCAUAUGUUGUUAUAUAGAAUUAAGGUUAAAUAUUUAUAAUGCUAUUAUAUGUUUAAAAUGUAAAUUUAAGUUACAAUAAGAAAUUACGGUUAAAUGUGUUAUGCCAUUUUUCUUGUAAAAAUAAAUAUAAAAGAUAUUAGUAA